AACGCAAGGCGGUGUCACCUGACCGUUAGCUGCACACAGGAAGUGGAUUGUUGAAAUUAAUAUGGCUGUUGUCUCUAUACAGAGACGGAGGGCUUUAUUUUAAACAGCCAUGACAUUUUCCGGCUGCGUCAAAUUAUAGCGCACCGUAUCUCAUUAUUUACCUGUGUACUGUAGCUGCGGUGCCGCUGCUCCGACAUGGCGCAGUGCGUUCAGUCCGUCCAGGAGUUCGUCCAGGACUCGUUCGUCCCGAUGGUGGCCGUCCUGUGUAGUGAAGAAGCGGAGAGAGUGACCCGCAAGAACAACCUGAGUUUCGCUGAGCUGCUCAGACCUUUUUGUAGACUGACGUCCGAAGGUCACAUCCGGGACCCCAACAACCAGGUGCUUGUUGUAAAGAACCUGCGCAUCUGUGUUAACAAUAUUGUGACGACCCCAAACACGGCCACAGCAGCACUAAGCCCCGCCCAGAAGCGGUUCCUCAAUGAGGUGGUACUGUCCUGUCAACCACAGGAGAGCGCUGUGGGCAGUGUGAUCGCGACAGGAGAAUACAACCUCAACUUCAGCGACCCCUUUUUUAAAGCUAACAUGCCAUGGUACAGUACUUGGAGAGAGACACUGUUGGAAGUCAGCACCAUCAGACAGUAUGCAGCCACCACGCCUUGGUUUGAGGCUUAUAGAGAGAACUUCCUCCAGUCGAUGCCUGCCUCUGACCAUGAGUUCCUCAAUCACUACCUCGCCUGCCUGCUCGUGGUGUCUUCCACUGAGGCUGUUCCUGUGGAACAGUUCAUCAAACUUUCACAGGAGCAGCACAGGAUACAGCACAGUGGAGAAUACACCAGUCCAAAGUGGUUCAUCCCCAACACCCUCAAGUACUAUGUUCUACUGCAUGACAUGGGCGAGGGCGAUGAACAGAGGGCAGAUACAGUGUAUGAGGACAUGAAACAGAGGUAUGGCUCUCAGGGCUGCUACCUGCUGAAAAUAAACUCUCGGACCCUCUCCACUGAAAAAGACGAACAGAUCCCGGACCCCUGGAGUCAGUAUCUGCACAGGAACAGUCUGCACAGUCAGGACACACUUGAUGAUGUAACAGUGAACAGUGGCCCAGUGGAGAACAGUAUUAAUUCAGAUGAGGUCGUCGGGCAGAACUCCACAGAGAAAGCAGACACAGUAUCCAACAACCUGGAUGGACAUCCUCUGCAGCUGGACUCUGGGAGCAGCUCUGCUUCAAAGAAGGCUACCAGAGAGUCGGAUAACACAUCAGGAGGAACAGGAAGCCACGGGACCUGUCUGAGCCUGAACGACCACGACCACAUCAGACAGUUCAUCCAGGAGUUCACCUCCAGAGGUCUCCUGUCACACAUCGAGAAGAACAUUAGGCAGCUCAACGACCAGCUGGUCUCCAGGAAGGGUCUGAGUCGGUCUCUGUUCACUGCCACCAAGAAGUGGUUUGGAGGAGGGAAGGUUCCUGAGAAGAGCAUCAGUGAACCAAAGAGCACGUUUGGCCUUCUAUAUCCUCCAGAAGCUCCGGAGCUGCAGAUCAGGAAGAUGGCAGAUCUGUGUUUUCUGGUGCAGCAUUAUGAGCUGGCCUACAACUGCUACCACACUGCUAAGAAGGACUUCCUGUCAGACCAGGCCAUGCUGUAUGCUGCAGGAGCACUGGAAAUGGCUGCAGUUGCUGCAUUUCUUCAGGCUGGAGCACCUCGACCGUAUCCUGCUCAUUACAUGGACACGGCCAUACAGACGUACAGAGAUGUUUGCAAGAACAUGGUACUGGCUGAGAGAUGUGCUUUACUCAGUGCUGAGAUCCUAAAGAGUCAGGGAAAAUACUCUGAGGCUGCUGCUCUGCUCAUUAAGAUGACCAGUGAGGACUCUGACCUGCGCAGUGCUCUGCUGUUGGAACAGGCAGCUCACUGCUUUAUUAACAUGAAGAACCCGAUGAUCAGAAAGUUUGCCUUCCACAUGAUUCUGUCUGGACAUCGCUUCAGUAAAGCAGGACAGAAGAGACAUGCACUACGCUGUUACUGCCAGGCCAUGCAGGUGUACAAAGACCGAGGCUGGUCUUUGGCAGAGGAUCAUAUUAACUUCACAAUCGGCCGUCAGUCGUUCACACUCCGUCAGCCAGAGAAUGCUGUUACAGCCUUUAGACAAAUCCUGACCAAUGACAGCAGACAGACAGCCACGCAGCAAGCAGCCUUUCUCAGAGAGUACCUCUUUGUUCAUAAGAGUGUCAUGGGUGGGGAUGGAGUGAGUCUUCCUCAGCUUCCUCUGCCCUGCAUCCACAGCUCAGUUACCAGGAUUUACUUUGGACAUGAACGUUGCCUGGCAGAAGGAGAGAAACAGGCUGCGACCCACGUGUCCUUGGAUCAGGAGUACGACCAGGACCUGGCCGCCAUGUGGUGCAACCUGGAAGAACAGCUAGUGGCUUCUGCCAACAGAGGGAGCAUCCCUGUCAACUUCCAGCCUACACAAUACUGCCUGAACAGCCAGACUGACAACCAGCGCCACCCUCUGGCUGUGGUGGAGGAGCCCAUCAUUGUGGAGGUGACAUUCAGGAACCCUUUGAAAGUUCCUCUUGCUCUGUCCAAUCUCUCCCUUCUCUGGAAGUUUACUGCUGACAGUUCACCGAAUGACAGGACGACUCCGCAGUCAACAGUAGAGCCAAUCACAAAUGAAGAAACACUGGCAACUGGGGAGAAUCAGAAGGACGACAUUGUCACCACUGAGACGAUACUUAAUUUCCACCUCAGUCCUGAGGAAACAAAAACGGCCCGUCUCAGGCUGCUGCCACACAGAACUGGACAGUUGAACAUUGUUGGUGUGGUGUAUAGCCUGUCUGAAAGUUCCGCUGGAGAGACUCCUCCCAGUACUGAUGCUCAACAGACGAUAGAUUUGAUGGUUUGUGGAAAACAGGACCUGAACAUCCAGGGUCUACGGCUAAACCAGACCAAAGAGGACAAGAUGUCAGUGAAACAUGGACCUGAUCGACGUCUGGAUCCCAUCAUAACACCGUCCAUGCCCUUGAUGGAGGUCUUCUUCCUGCAGUUCCCCACUGCUCUGCUGUGCGGCGAGAUCAGAAAAGCCUACGUUGAAUUCUGCAACGUCAGCAGUGUUGCUCUGUGUGGCCUGCGGGUUGUGUCCACGCACCCUGAUUUCUUCACCUUCGGCAGCCAGGCCACCACCCCUGUGACCCCACUUACUCCCACCUCAGCUGAGAACUGCUCGGCGUAUAAAACCCUGGCCACGCCUCCACAGCUGGACUCUGUGGCUUCUGAGGUUUUGGUUUCUGCCGAGGUUUUCAGCCAGUUCUCCAGUGUGAUGGACAUUCCAAUAGAGGGUGGUACAUUGCUGCCUGGUGAGUCCACGCAACUGCCACUGUGGCUCAGAGGGCCGGAUCAGGAGGGGGUCCAUGAAAUCAACUUCCUGUUCUAUUAUGAGAGCACGGAGAAAAGGAACAAGAUCAGCCACCGUGUGCUACGACACACAGUGUUUAUUUGUGCCAGUCGCUCUCUGAGCGUUCAGGCGUCGGCCUCUCGCAGCAGUGUUCCUCCACAUCACAGCACUAAAGAAAAGGGCAGCAGUGGAACGCUGGUCUUUAUCGACGUGGAGAACAUUAACACGAGUGAAUCUGGUGUUCGUGAGUUUCACAUCAUCCAGGUGUCCAGCAGCAGCCAACACUGGCGCCUCCAGGACUGUAUCAACCCAGCUAGAGAAAAAGACUGUAAACUCGGCAGCAGAGAACGAGCCAAGCUCUGCUUUAGGGCGACACGAUGCAAACCUCCACGAGCUACCUCGGACACUGUCAAGAAAUACACUUUCGCAGACCUGAAUUUGGGAAAUGAACGGAUCAUCAGUUCAUCCACACCUUGUGGAGAUUUCUUCUUCCGCUGCCGUAGGACCCCAGCGUUGUCACGGACGUCAUCCAGCACCAAGAGUCAGGGUACAGCCUCCUCUGAGAACAAAGCUGAUGACAUCACCAACAUAGUCAAGAAGUGUAAUGAGCUGGAUCUCAAUAUCAUUGUCAUCUGGAAGGCCUACGUUGUGGAGGACAACAAACAGCUGAUCCUCGAGGGUCAGCUCCAUGUGGCGCUGCAGAGUCUUGGCAAAGAGGCCACUUCUCUGGCUCCUAAAGAGGAAGCUCAGGAAAUGGUCCUGCUCAAGUUUAAGUCGGAGCUGCCGGUUCCAGUCCCUCCACCUUCAGCAGAACUGUCACAGCUCAUUAAAACCAACCUGCACUACCCCGAAAUCUACACACAUCCAUUUGGUCACAACAGUCUGUGUCUGGUUCCUGUGACUCUGUCCUUGUCAAACUGCUCCAUGGCUCUAGUGGACGUUCUCAUCGACUUGCAGCACAAAAGCAACAGCCCAGAGUCAGAGGUCCACCACUCGUUCACAUGGGUGGGUCAGACCCAGUACAAGCUGCAGUUAAAGCCUCAGGAGGUUCUGGCUCUGACUCUAAGAGCCUGUUUCUUGCAGGCAGGAGUUUACAACCUCAACACGCCAAGGAUCUUGGCCAAACCUACAGAGCAGAUGUCCCUAAGUGAAACGAGUCAGCAGACGGCCAGUCCUGCUCUCAUCAUCAUUAAUAAAGCCUGAGGAGAUGAUGGUGGGCGGGAGAUAACAGGGACUCUGUGGACACCAGAAUCCACCAGCUACUCUAAACUGGACCAUCAGCUGGUCUGGCAGAGAAAUGCAAAUGUUUUAAAUCAUGAGUUCAAUGUUGAAAACUUAAUUUAAAAAUGUGGAGACUGAAGAGCUACAGUGACAGACACUUUAUUAACCUCAGAUCCAUUUUUUCUGUCAAGUUUCUGCAUGUUAACUUAUCUGCACAGGGUCCUAUUGUCAUCAUCAUUUUUCUAUGAUCCUGGCUGUUGACCAUGCAGACCUACUUGUACUGUCUACAAUUGGCUCCUUGUCUCUAUUUUUCUGAUGGCUUUUACGCCAACAUGGUUUUGGUUCCCAGACAAAAAAACAAACGAAAAUAAUUAGAUGUGAGCCUGAAAUGUUUUUUCUGGGAUCAGCAGGUAAUACUUGUGGAAGAAGGAUGUCGGCUGGAUAUAAUGAGAAAAUAAAUGGUCAGUACAAAGAACAGUAAGCUGACAAUGUGUUUUAAAGGUUAAUUGAUUAUGGUUUUGGUCAGCAUUACUGUGGUUCAACAUUACUGGUACAAACAAUAGUCUGGAUCCUUCAGAUCAACAAUGUUCCCAACAAAAGCCAUGUCAGUCCUUGUCUGUGCUGAAAUGUUGGCUUUUGUUGUUAAUUUGGACCAGACGUUUCAGUCCCAUCUAAGACCUUCUCGGUGUCACUGUACUGGACAGUCAUUAACCUGAUGCUACAGAUUUGUGUCAGGUUUCUGACUCCAGACUGAAGUGAGGGACUUGGAAACACCAUCCAGAUUAUAUCGGUAUAUUUUGAUCCCUGGUAGAGCUUCAGACUACACUACAGACUAGAGUCAUGUCCAACCAAUCAGCAUGACCCCAUCCUGUCUCGAACCUCACAAUAAUGUCAUUCAACUCUGUGUGCAUAGACUUGACAGCUUUUCUGAAAUGUAUGUAAUAUAUUUAUAUAACAAAUUUGAUGUAUAUAGUAAAUAAAAUGUAACUAAUGAUACUGUAA
Cynoglossus semilaevis (tongue sole) is the source of this 5610-nucleotide messenger RNA. It is a transcript of the gene trappc8, whose product is annotated as trafficking protein particle complex subunit 8. Lineage: Eukaryota; Metazoa; Chordata; Actinopteri; Pleuronectiformes; Cynoglossidae. The record is from RefSeq and is a predicted model, not a curated record. Gene Ontology annotation, molecular function: protein binding. Bases 196 to 4590 code for a protein of 1464 amino acids. The transcript has 30 exons. Gene Ontology annotation, cellular component: TRAPPIII protein complex.